This is a messenger RNA of Eufriesea mexicana, 526 nucleotides long. RefSeq names its product myotrophin. Gene Ontology annotation, molecular function: protein binding; ubiquitin-protein transferase activity. Gene Ontology annotation, biological process: protein K6-linked ubiquitination. The transcript is spliced from 4 exons. Gene Ontology annotation, cellular component: BRCA1-A complex; BRCA1-BARD1 complex. NCBI's taxonomy places the organism in Eukaryota, Metazoa, Arthropoda, Insecta, Hymenoptera, Apidae. The record is from RefSeq and is a predicted model, not a curated record. Bases 123 to 497 code for a protein of 124 amino acids.
AUUUGAUUGUUACCUUUGAUGUUGGUAUUAUAGAGCAAUAAGUGAAGGUUUCGUUUUACUGUUAGAUAUGUUGGCAGCCUGGAAAAAUUGUUCCAGCAAAAUUCGCUGUUUAACCAAAUUUAAUGGACCUUACGACGAAAAUGAGUGAACUCGUGUGGGGAAUAAAAAAUGGUGAUUUGGAGCAAGUGCGGGAUAUCGUAGAGAACAAGAAUAUUGAUGUUAAUCAAAUGAUUGAUGGAAGGACACCCCUACAUUAUGCAGCUGAUUAUGGUCAAAGUGAGGUAGUCAGAUAUCUUUUGGAAAAGGGUGCCAAUGCAAAUGUUAUAGACAAACAUGGAAUAACAACAUUGUUAGCAGCAAUUUGGGAAGGACAUACAAAUUGUGUAAAAUUACUACUAGAAAAGGGAGCUAAACCGGAUGGAUUAACACCAGAUGGAACCAGUUAUUUGGAUGCAGCUGAAAAAGAUGAGAUCAAACAAUUGCUUAAAUUUCACUAGCACAAAGCCAAACAAAUCAUAAAGCAAUA